Molecule: messenger RNA, 417 nt
Organism: Triticum dicoccoides
Lineage: Eukaryota; Viridiplantae; Streptophyta; Magnoliopsida; Poales; Poaceae
Product: protein PELPK1-like
Exons: 1
Coding region: 1-417 (138 amino acids)
Source: RefSeq, a predicted model, not a curated record
AUGGCUUCCAACGCGAGCAUGUUGGCCAUGAUCAUGGCGUGCGCGCUCCUUCUCACCGGCAGCACGUGCGACGCUGCUCGCAACCUGGCCGACACGACCCCGGCGGCUGCCGCUCCGGCUGCUAGUGCCGUCCCUGGACUGCCGGCCAUGCCGACCUUGCCCGCGGACACGCUCACCCUGAUGCCACCCAUGCCGUCGGUCACCCUCCCCACCGUGCCGCAGGUGACCCUGCCGCCCAUGCCGGCCAUCGUCGUGCCCAAGGCGGUGCUACCACCGAUGCCCAAGGUCACCCUCCCCACAGUGAUGAUGGCGCCGAUGCCCGCGAUUGUCGUGCCCAAGGUGACGCUGCCGCCCUUGCCAUUCGUCCCGAAUGUGAACGUGCCUAUGCCGUUUGCGGCGCCACCCCCGUCGGCGUAG